AUGCUUCUGCUGGGCAUCCUAACCCUCGCUCUUGCCGCGGGACCCGCUGGCGGCUCAGAGCCAGAGCGGGAGGUGGUGGUGCCCAUCCGACUAGACCCGGACAUCAACGGCCGCCAAUACUACCGACAGGGUCCCGAGGACCCGGGGGAUCAGGGGCUAAUUUAUCAGAUUACAGCGUUUCAGGAGGACUUUUACCUACACCUGACACCAGAUGCUCAGUUCCUGGCGCCCGCCUUCGCCACUGAGCAUCUGGGUGUCCCCCUCCAGGGGCUCUCCGGGAGCUCCCCAGACCUGCGACGUUGCUUUUACUCUGGGGACGUGAACGCCGAGCCGGAUUCGUUCGCUGCUGUGAGCCUGUGCGGGGGGCUACGCGGAGCCUUCGGUUACCGAGGCGCCGAGUAUGUCAUUAGCCCGCUGCCCAACGCCAGCGCGUCCGCCGGGCAGCGCAACAGCCAGGGCGCACACCUCCUCCAGCGCCGGGGCGCCCCUGGCGGGCCUGCCGGAGAUCCCACCUCUCGCUGCGGGGUGGCUUCAGGCUGGAACCCCGCCAUUCUGCGGGCUCUGGACCCUUACAAGCCUCGGCGGACCGGUUUAGGGGAGAGUCGCAACAGGCGCAGAUCUGGGCGCGCCAAGCGCUUCGUGUCAAUCCCGCGGUACGUGGAGACACUGGUGGUGGCGGACGAGUCAAUGGUCAAGUUCCAUGGCAUGGACUUGGAGCAUUAUCUCCUGACGCUACUGGCCACUGCGGCGCGACUCUACCGCCACCCCAGCAUUCUUAACCCCAUCAACAUCGUCGUAGUCAAGGUGCUGCUACUCGGAGACCGCGACGCAGGGCCCAAGAUUACCGGCAACGCGGCCUUGACGCUGCGCAACUUCUGUGCCUGGCAGAAGAAACUGAACAAAGUGAGUGACAAGCACGCGGAGUACUGGGACACAGCCAUCCUCUUCACCAGGCAGGACCUGUGUGGAGCCACCACCUGUGACACGCUAGGCAUGGCUGACGUGGGCACCAUGUGCGACCCCAAGAGAAGUUGCUCUGUGAUCGAGGACGAUGGGCUCCCGUCAGCCUUCACCACGGCCCAUGAGUUGGGCCAUGUGUUCAACAUGCCCCACGACAACGUGAAAGUGUGUGAGGAGGUGUUCGGGAAGCUCCAAGCCAACCACAUGAUGUCCCCGACGCUCAUCCAGAUCGACCGUGCCAACCCCUGGUCAGCCUGCAGUGCGGCCAUCAUCACCGACUUCCUGGACAGUGGGCACGGAGACUGCCUCCUGGACCAACCCAGCAAGCCCGUCGCCCUGCCCGAGGACCUGCCGGGCACCAGCUACACCCUGAGCCAGCAGUGUGAGCUGGCCUUUGGCGUGGGCUCUAAGCCCUGCCCCUACAUGCAGUACUGCACCAAACUGUGGUGCACGGGCAAGGCCAAGGGGCAGAUGGUGUGCCAGACCCGCCACUUCCCCUGGGCAGAUGGCACCAGCUGCGGCGAGGGCAAGUUCUGCCUCAAGGGGACCUGCGUGGAGAGACACAACCUCAAUAAGUACAGGGUGGAUGGCUCGUGGGCCAAAUGGGAGCCCUACGGCCCAUGCUCUCGCACCUGUGGCGGGGGAGUGCAGCUGGCCCGGCGGCAAUGCAGCAACCCCACCCCGGCCAACGGCGGCAAGUACUGCGAAGGAGUAAGGGUGAAAUACCGAUCUUGCAGCCUGGAGCCCUGCCCCAGCUCAGCCUCUGGCAAGAGCUUCCGGGAAGAACAAUGCGAGGCCUUCAAUGGCUACAACCACAGCACCAACCGGCUCACCCUCACUGUGGCGUGGGUGCCCAAGUACUCAGGUGUGUCCCCCCAGGACAAGUGCAAGCUCAUCUGCCGUGCCAAUGGCACCGGCUACUUCUACGUGCUGGCACCCAAGGUGGUGGACGGUACGCUGUGUACUCCUGACUCAACCUCAGUCUGCGUCCAGGGCAAGUGCAUCAAAGCUGGCUGCGACGGGAAACUGGGCUCCAAGAAGAAGUUCGACAAGUGCGGGGUGUGUGGGGGAGACAAUAAGAGCUGUAAGAAGGUGACAGGACUCUUCACCAAGCCCAUGCACGGCUACAACUUUGUGGUGGCCAUCCCCGCAGGCGCCUCGAGCAUCGAUAUCCGCCAGCGUGGCUACAAGGGGCUCAUUGGAGAUGACAACUACCUGGCCCUGAAGAACAGCCAGGGCAAGUACCUGCUCAACGGGCACUUCGUGGUGUCGCCCAUGGAGCGGGACCUGGUGGUGAAGGGCAGCGUGCUGCGCUACAGCGGCACGGGCAUGGCGGUGGAGAGCCUGCAGGCGUCGCGGCCCAUCCUGGAGCCCCUGACCGUGGAGGUCCUCUCCGUGGGGAAGAUGACGCCCCCGCGGGUCCGCUAUUCCUUCUACCUGCCCAAAGAACCUCGGGAGGACAAGUCCUCCCACCCCAAGGACCCCCGGGGCCCCUCUGUGCUCCACAACAGCGUCCUCAGCCUUUCCAAUCAAGUGGAGCAGCCGGACGACAGGCCCGCGGCGCGCUGGGUGGCGGGCAGCUGGGGGCCGUGCUCCGCCAGCUGUGGCAGCGGCCUGCAGAGGCGGGCCGUGGUCUGCCGCGGCCCCUCGGGGCAGCGCACAGCAUCUGCCUGCGGCGCCACCCACCGGCCGGUGGAGACGCGCUCCUGUGGGGACCCCUGCCCCACCUGGGAGCUUGGUGCCUGGUCGCCCUGCUCUAAGAGCUGUGGCAGGGGAUUUAAGAGGCGUCCGCUCAAGUGUUUGGGCCACAGCGGGCGGCUGCUGGCCCGGGACCAGUGCAACCUGCGUCAGAAGCCCCAAGAACUGGACUUCUGCAUCUUGAGGCCGUGCUGA
Messenger RNA from Pteronotus mesoamericanus, 2853 nucleotides. RefSeq names its product ADAM metallopeptidase with thrombospondin type 1 motif 15 (gene ADAMTS15). Gene Ontology annotation, molecular function: metalloendopeptidase activity; zinc ion binding. Gene Ontology annotation, biological process: extracellular matrix organization; proteolysis. The transcript has 8 exons. Lineage: Eukaryota; Metazoa; Chordata; Mammalia; Chiroptera; Mormoopidae. The record is from RefSeq and is a predicted model, not a curated record. The coding region runs from base 1 to 2853 and encodes 950 amino acids.